CUCUUCUCACUCUCUGUCUGAACGACACAAUGUUCAGUUCAAACCAAGCAGCUCUGCUCUUCUUCCAGCUGCUGGGGAUGCAUCGUGUCUUUGGAGUGGAUGUUUCAGUUCAGCAGAGGAGGACGGUGGAGGUGUUCAGAGGAGAACCAGUAGAGCUCAACUGUAAUAUAUCAACAAGAAAUACACCACAACUCACCUGGAUGAAAGACAAAGUUCUGAUUUUUUCCAUCUUUAGUAAUGAGACUUUUUGUAACCUCUCCUCUCCAAGACAAAUCAUACAUCAGGACUCUUUCACCAGGCUCAGUAUUCUGAAUGCUCAGGCUGAAGAUGAAGGACUUUAUUUAUGCUCUGUAAUCAGGAAAAGUGGCAUAAAUGGAAUUGAAUGGAAUGUAACUGUGACUGAGAAACCUGAGGAAGAUGCAGAUUCAUGGGAAUUUCUGAUUAUUCUCGCCGUAGGAUUUCCUCUCUGCUGCAUGAUAUUAACUGUCUGCAUCUACAGAAAAUGUAAGACGAGAACCACCAAUCAGGAUCCAGUGCAAGACCAGUGUCAACCACAGUCAGCGGAAGUGGCAGACCCGACUCGACCACAAACACACACAGGUCAAAGGACGGAAAACAGUCGGCGGAGUCAAUACUUUGAACGACACAAUUCAAUCUACAAUCACAUCUGAGCUGGAGAGUCUUUCGAAUGAAGAAACAGAGAUAAAUGAUGACAGACAUUUCAAGAUUCAGUUUCCAAAUAUGUGCUGAAAGAAAAGCAGGAAGGACAUUGAUGAAGCCAUGGCAUUAUCAUUACAGUAUGAAAGCAACUCCAGAUGAUGGAUUGGAUUUUUACUUUAUCUGUUUUAUUUAUGUUGCUUUCAGUAAUUUAAUAUAAUCUUGUUUGUUUUCAAUUUUGGGCUCUCAUGCUGCUUUGUGAGUUUGUGUAAGUUGCUGAAAAUUGAAAUUGAAAAUUUGUACCAGAAAAAAA
Salarias fasciatus (jewelled blenny) is the source of this 970-nucleotide messenger RNA. RefSeq lists its product as uncharacterized. NCBI's taxonomy places the organism in Eukaryota, Metazoa, Chordata, Actinopteri, Blenniiformes, Blenniidae. Bases 30 to 671 code for a protein of 213 amino acids. The record is from RefSeq and is a predicted model, not a curated record. The transcript has 5 exons.